AUGUCGACUUUUGGCACGCACUUCCGCGUCACCACCUAUGGCGAGUCGCACUGCCUCUCCGUGGGCUGCAUUGUCGAUGGCUGCCCGCCAGGUAUGCAGCUCACCGAGGCCGACAUCCAGCCUCAGAUGACCCGCCGCCGCCCGGGCCAGAGCGCAAUCACGACCCCGCGAAACGAAAAGGACCGCGUGGAGAUCCAGUCGGGCACCGAGUUUGGCGUGACGCUGGGCACGCCCAUCGGCAUGCGUGUCAUGAACGAGAACCAGCGCCCCAAGGACUAUGGCAACAGCACAAUGGAUCUCUACCCGCGUCCGAGCCAUGCUGACUGGACAUACCUUGAAAAGUACGGUGUCAAGGCGAGCAGCGGUGGCGGCCGCAGCAGUGCGAGAGAGACGAUCGGACGCGUCGCUGCCGGAGCGAUUGCUGAAAAAUACCUGAGGCAAGCGUACGGCGUGGAGAUUGUUGCCUUUACUGCUUCCAUUGGCAAUGAGUUCCUCUUCCCGCCCUCCCCCGAGCACCCGACCGCCUCGACGAACCCCGCCUUCCUCAAGCUGAUUGACGAGAUCAACCGCGAGACGGUCGACUCGUUCCUUCCUGUGCGCUGCCCCGACGAGGAUGCCACCGAGAGGAUGAAGCAGCUUGUGGAGCGCUACAGGGAUCAACAGGACAGCAUUGGCGGCACGGUGAGCUGCGUGAUACGGAAUGUUCCUUCUGGUCUCGGCGAGCCCUGCUUCGACAAGCUAGAGGCCAUGCUUGGGCAUGCCAUGCUCAGCAUUCCCGCCACCAAGGGCUUCGAGAUCGGAUCAGGCUUUGGCGGGUGUCAGGUCCCAGGUUCCAUCCACAACGAUCCAUUCAUCAAAGCGGAUGAUGCAGAGGGUCGGCCAAGGCUGACCACCAAGACCAACAACUCAGGCGGCAUCCAGGGCGGAAUAUCCAAUGGCGCGCACAUCUACUUCAAUGUCGGCUUCAAACCGCCAGCCACGAUUGGUCAGGCGCAGCAAACAGCUACGUAUGGGCAGGAGGAUGGCGUUCUGGAAGCGAAGGGACGGCACGACCCAUGUGUGGUGCCACGUGCAGUGCCGAUUGUUGAGUCAAUGGCAGCACUUGUACUUAUGGAUGCCGUUCUGGCCCAGCAGGCGCGACAGACAGCUCGCAGCCUGCUACCCCCUUUGAAGGAGACGGUACCGCUGACUGGAGGAGGGGCUCAAGCCAAUGGGGAGGGCGCAAAAGUCGAGGCAGACCGGUAG
Messenger RNA from Diplodia corticola, 1245 nucleotides. RefSeq names its product chorismate synthase. NCBI's taxonomy places the organism in Eukaryota, Fungi, Ascomycota, Dothideomycetes, Botryosphaeriales, Botryosphaeriaceae. The record is from RefSeq and is a predicted model, not a curated record. The coding region runs from base 1 to 1245 and encodes 414 amino acids. The transcript has 3 exons. Gene Ontology annotation, cellular component: cytosol. Gene Ontology annotation, biological process: aromatic amino acid biosynthetic process; chorismate biosynthetic process. Gene Ontology annotation, molecular function: chorismate synthase activity; FMN binding.